UCUGUCAGCUUUCGCGAUGAACGGGCGAAUCACUGCGGACGUAAAAAGUGCAUCACUGAAAGAACGACGGAAUUUUGUCUGAUUUUGAAAAAAUACUCAAAAGUUUUAGAAGUGCGGUGAUUUUUGUUGGGAACAGCAGCUUUCGAUCUUUUCGGAGACUAACAGGAAACGUUUACCACCAGCAGGCACGGAGAAACCCCGACAAACAGCAUGUCUCGCGUGCAGGUGCUAUAUGACUUUGCUGGGGAGCCCAAUUCGGCGGAAAUUACCAUCACUGUUGGGGAAAUCCUGACCGUAACGAACACCGAGGUAGGUGAGGGAUGGUGGGAAGGCACAAACUCCCGUGGUCAGCGAGGCCUAUUUCCAGCUGCAUACGUGGAAGUGUUAGCAAACAAUGCGGGACCACCGAAGAUGCCUCCGCCGCCACUAGCGGCGGCACCGGCAGUCAAACAGCAGCAGCAGCCGCCGCCGCAGCAACAACCACCACAAGGACCACGAUAUGAUCAAACGGCAGACGACUGGGGAGAACAACAGGACGACUGGGAAGAUGAUUGGGACGAUGAUAAUGAUACAUACUCGGAGAUUGGACCAGCACAUACUGGAGGAACCAAUGCAGGUGGGGUGAAUGUUAACAACAAUCAGAAUGGAAAUUUCCAGAGUAGUUAUUAUGCCAAUGCCAACUUGCCGGCCAUACCUGCAGGAGCUCACGAUGGAGAUUCAGUGUCUCUAGCUUCCACGGUGGUGGGCGGAACUAGGAGAACAACCUCAUCGAAUAAGAUAUUUAAAAGUGGCGAUUCCUUUUUGAUGGGAGCGAGUGUACCUGCGGUUUCCGAAAGUGAUCGAGUGCAGAUUUUACAGACCGAAAGCGGAAUCAUAUGGAAACCGAUGCGCGACGCUUAUACGGUUUCGGUCGAUUCGCCAAAAAAAGAGAAAAAGUUUAAUGGCCUUAAAAGCUUUAUCGCUUAUCAGUUGACGCCUUCGUUUAACAACACUGCAGUGUCUCGACGAUAUAAACACUUUGACUGGCUGCAUGAACGUUUAGUGGAGAAAUUUUGUCUGAUCCCAAUUCCUCCACUGCCGGAUAAGCAAAUAUCCGGCCGGUACGAUGAGGAGUUCGUCGAGCAUCGACGUGUGCAAUUGCAAGAAUUCGUAGAUUGGAUGUGUCGACAUCCGGUUCUUUCGACUUGUGGAGUUUGGAUGCAUUUCCUGACCUGUACAGACGAGAAGAAAUGGAAAACAGGAAAACGAACGGCCGAGAAAGAUCCACUGGUGGGAACGACGUUCUGUGCCGCCAUAUUUCCACCAGAGAAAACUCUGCUUCACUCACAGGUUGAACCGCAGGUGGAUUCUUGUACCCUUUUCGUGCCUCAAAUGAAUACGGCUGUCAAAACGCUAGCACAAAUCUGCACCGAUGAAACGAAAAAGUUUCAACUGCAGUGGAAACAAGAUUAUCAGAGAAUUGGUGAGGGUUUAUCGGAGUUGGCCCGUGCCUUGGACGUCGACGAGCGUCGCCAAGUUACCCAGGUUAGCCUAUCCAGCUCGGUUGGACAAGCAGCUGGUAUCUUCAUUAACAUUGGGCAAAUGUUUGCCGACCAGCCGAAGCAUGAUUUCAUUCCGUUCGCGGAUCGGUUGCACAUAUACCGUGGUCUAUUGAACAGUUUCCCAGACACUCUGAGCGAGUACAGAAACGCUGUCCAGAAGCGGAAAGAUUGCGAGAAGCUAACCGCCGAACAGAAAAUGGAAAACAGUCAGCUGGCUGAAGUAAACCGCCGCGUGGACGUGAUGUCGUACGCCUUGCUAGCGGAAAUGGCACACUUCCGACAAGAGCGGGAUACACAUCUGAAGGAUACGAUCGGGAACUUCAUAGGAGCGCAAAUUGAAUUCUACAAAAACAUCGUCCGCCGGUUGGAACAGGCCCAGUCGCACUUCUAAGAGCUGGACAAAUAAUAGUAGGUUCUACCACAUCUUUUCAAGUUCAAAAUUCACUCUGCCACUGUUGGUACAAUGCUAGUGUUCCCUUCACUUUUGAAAUUAGUUUUUUUUUGGUAAAUACAAUGGAAAACUGUGUUAAAUUGAACAAAAAAAGUCAAUGUUUGGCUACAAAAAAGUCGAGCAUAAUUUACUCUUGAGAACAUGAAUUUGUGCUAAAUACGUAUCCACUAAACAUUUCUUACAUGUAUGCUACAUGUAAACUUAUUUUUUAAGUAUUGAUAUGAAAUACUACUAAUUGUCAGUUUGGAAUUUUUCGCAUAGGCAGUAUUGAUACACGUAUGCAGGAUGAUGUUGGGAAAAAUGUGCAGAUUGCUCUAUCUCAGUCUUCAGUACAACAGUUAUUAAAUUUAUUGCAAUUUUUCGAUAUAAAUUGUUUUACUUCUGUUUAUUUUGGUUUGGAUUGUUACUGUGUUUCAAAAUUUAUUGUAAAAAUGUUGAUAAGGCUUAUCAAAAUUAUAAGCACAACCAAACCUUACAAGCUUCUGGGUAACAAAACAUUCUUUUUACCAGAACAAAGUGAAGCUUGCUCUGGCAUAUUGCACAUAUAUUUUAGUUCUAAACUCUCCAAGCUGAGAAAGAGCAAAAUGAGCUUUGGAAAUUAUCUGUACAUCACCUCUGAAUAACAGAAACUGAAUGGUACCAUCACAAGAUGAUUAAAAAAUCACAAAAAGAAUGCAGUUGUUAAACUUGUCUAGUGGUAUCAUUAAACCGUAAGAGAAAUUCAUGUGUAUUAUAAGUGUAGGCCGGGUGUGAUAAUCCCGUUUAUUGUUAGAAUCAUCGUAUCGAACUUUCGACUGAAUCACACGGAUGCUCGAAAAGUGCCGAUAGUUCGGUUUUUUGAACAAUAAGGUCAACGCAAUGGUCGUUCUAUUUUGUACUCCAUCAGAAAAUCCUUUAUUAUCCCCUCAUCAUGCUAACACUGGCGACGGUUAAGCUCUGACCAGCCGAAAAUUUGCGCUCGCACACAUUAAUGAUAUUCGCCUACAUUUGUCCUACGCCUACAUCAAAAGCAACUAAGCAAAAUGGUCUGCUAUAGGGGUAGGAUACAAAUCCUCUAGUUACGUAAAUAUAUUUCAUAUAUUUUUUAUACAGAAAACACAAGGAUAACAAUAAUUCUAGUAGCUGCACGCUGUAAAAGUGUAAUUUCAGGUACAUUUACAAAACACGCAUUGAUUAUUGAAAUAUAAAACUGAUGAUAGAUGAGUAUACAGAGGGAAUCGCCCAAUGGCUGUUUCGUGUGUAGGAAAACAAUGCAGUUCUGAGUAGUGUUUGUGUUAAACGAACCGCUUCACUAGCAGUACAUACUUUUAAGGACUUACGAUAAGGAGAGAUCAAACGCUACCAAAUGAAGCGCAUGUGAAACUGCAAAUGUUUAUAUAUUUUGUACGGAGAAAGGAAAGAGUUUUAAAGUGUAUAUUAUUGAUAAAUGUUAUAGCUACAACAAAUAACGCAACGUUUCAGAUACUACAAAAUAACGAAUGCUUCUUUUCGAUCUUAUACCACAAACAAUGAUAUGAACAUGAAUAAAAAACCGUGUGUUUCAUUGGAACCAAA
Wyeomyia smithii (pitcher-plant mosquito) is the source of this 3546-nucleotide messenger RNA. It is a transcript of the gene SH3PX1, whose product is annotated as sorting nexin lst-4. Gene Ontology annotation, molecular function: phosphatidylinositol binding; protein binding. The record is from RefSeq and is a predicted model, not a curated record. Gene Ontology annotation, cellular component: plasma membrane; cytoplasmic vesicle. NCBI's taxonomy places the organism in Eukaryota, Metazoa, Arthropoda, Insecta, Diptera, Culicidae. The coding region runs from base 211 to 1932 and encodes 573 amino acids. The transcript is spliced from 2 exons. Gene Ontology annotation, biological process: endocytosis; plasma membrane tubulation; mitotic cell cycle.